CUCAACGUUACGCUACGGACGUGCGAGCGAGUGCGUUUGUCAUCCGAUUAAUUUUAGAGAUAAAAGUUUGUUCCCAAACUUGAAUGAGAACGGUUGUUAAAAUUAUCAGAAAGUGCUAUAAUUUCUGUUCUGCUGCAAAUAUCGUAAGUAGUGAACGAUCAAGUGCUUUGUGAAAUUUGUGUGGCAUACAGUGGUGCAAGUUGUGAAACAAAAUAAAUAAUGAAUAACAGCACGAGAGUUCCCAAAACUACGCCAAUCACUGAAGAUUACGAUAUCUCCAAUACAGUCCUUGGCCUUGGAAUCAAUGGAAAGGUGCUGGAAUGCAAAUCAAAACGCACAGGCGCCAGAAGGGCUCUGAAAGUCCUCCACGACAGUGCCAAAGCCAGAAGGGAGGUGGAGUUGCACUGGAGGGCCAGUGGGUGCAUCCACAUAGUCGAGAUCAUAGAUGUUUACGACAACACGUAUGGCGGCAAGAGAUGUCUGCUCGUCGUCAUGGAGUGUAUGGAUGGUGGGGAACUGUUCCAAAGGAUACAAGACAACAGAGAGGGUGCCUUCACUGAAAGACAAGCUGCUGAGAUAAUGCAUUCCAUAUGCGUGGCAGUCCGGCAUCUACACGACUCCAACAUAGCUCACCGGGACAUCAAACCCGAGAACCUCCUGUACACCAGCAUGGAGCCGAACGCGGUUCUUAAACUCACUGACUUCGGUUUCGCGAAAGAGACUUUGACACCCGCUGACACAUUGCAGACGCCUUGCUAUACGCCAUACUAUGUCGCACCGGAGGUAUUAGGACCCGAGAAGUAUGACAAAUCGUGUGACAUAUGGUCAUUGGGUGUCGUCAUGUACAUAUUGCUCUGUGGUUUCCCGCCUUUCUACUCGAAUCAUGGGCUCGCCAUAUCACCGGGAAUGAAGAAGCGCAUCAGAUUAGGUCAAUACGAUUUCCCUGAACCAGAAUGGUCGAACGUGUCAGCAGAAGCGAAGAAUCUCAUCAGAGGCAUGCUUUCAGUGGAUCCAGCGAAACGACUGACUAUACACCAAGUAAUGGCAAGCCCUUGGGUCCGUCAAUACACUCAAGUGCCUCAAACUCCCCUCUACACCAACACCUUGUUAAGGGAGGGGGGAGACGCGUGGGCCGAAGUUCAAGACGAAAUGACGAGGUCUUUAGCCACCAUGAGGGUAGACUACGAUCAGGUACAAAUCAAAGCUUUGGAGCAAAGCAACAAUUCCCUACUAAACAAACGCAGGAACAAAGUAGGGGCCUGAAGAGACGAACGGGGAAAUAAACCUAAUUGUAUUACUCUUAAGGUCGAUUAUAUUAAUCAAAGCAUUUCAUUAGAACAUCUCAAAAACAGCUGAGAAAUUGUGUUAUCUCCGUCAUGUUGAUUAAGAAUGAAAGAGAUGACUCUAUUUUUACUUAAAUCUUCCUACUCUUGACGUGUUAUUUUGUAGCAAGAAGUGUAUUAAGCUUGUUAGUUUCGUUCGUGAACGAAUUCUAAGCUUCUCAAACUGUGAACAGCACAUAAAGUGGUUCUCAACCUGUUUAUUAAUAUAAGAAAAAGUUAUUCGAUUAUGAAAAAGAAAG
Chilo suppressalis (striped riceborer) is the source of this 1582-nucleotide messenger RNA. The record is from the annotation of a GenBank genome assembly. Lineage: Eukaryota; Metazoa; Arthropoda; Insecta; Lepidoptera; Crambidae.